Molecule: messenger RNA, 2143 nt
Organism: Symbiodinium natans
Lineage: Eukaryota; Dinophyceae; Suessiales; Symbiodiniaceae
Source: the annotation of a GenBank genome assembly
AUGGCGUUGCCUGGCUCCGCUGCGUCUUCGGACUUGCCCGCCCCUGAGGGUUCCGUUCCCCCUGCUGUGGCCCCUGUGUGCGUUGUUAAGCGCUUCAGAAGGAAUCCCUCUGGGCAGUCUGCUUCGGUCAAAAGGGGGGGUUGUGCCAACGCCCAGGGAGAUGUGCUGAUUGAGGGUGAGGCCCCCAUCCGAGCUUCAGAAGCUGUAGCCUCUGAGCCUGGUGAGCCUAACUACCAGGCUGACGGUGUCCCGAAAGGGAGUGCCAGCGCCCAGGGAGAUGCUCUGGUUGAAGGUGAGUCCCCCAUCCAAGCUCCAAAAGCUGUGGGCUCUGAGCCUGGUGAGCCUAGCUACCAGGCUGAUAGUGUCCUGAAGGAGAUGGGCAAUGCUCAGUCUUCACAGUCUCGUGAUUCGCUACGUGGGAGUGAUCCCGUUGAUUUGGUGCCUGAGAAACCUGAUGGCCAACCCGUGGCCCCAGUGCCUAAAGUCAGUGCACCGGUUGGCAAGGCGAUCGGAUCCCAUGUCCAAGUGGGCCCCGCCUGCAUAUCGCAGGCUCGUGCAACGCUACGUGGGAGUGAAGCCGAAGAUUUGGUGCCCGUGAAACCUGAUGGCGAAAUUUUAAGUGAUGGCGCGUGCGCGGGGUCCUCUCCUUCAGGUGUGGGAGAUGCGGCACUCGACCGCGUGAGUCACCCGCAGAGCGAUGUGAGCCCUGCAUCAAGUAUUUCGGAUGCUGAAACUGUGGGCGCGCAAUAUUCCGAGGUGCAGUUGGGCUCCAAUGAGAACCAGGUUGCCCGUAGUGGACCAGGCCACGGCCCAAGCGGACCUUGUGCCACGGGGAGGGAGGCCGGAGCCCACAACAAGGCCUCAAGCGCCAGUCAGGCCACCACAGAGCCCACUGGCAAUCCCCUUGGCGGCUCUGCCAAGUACGCACAGCUGGUUGUGAGCCCUCAGCUCGAGACCCCCUCAGGUGCCAUCAGCGCUUUCUCCCUAGAUGUGUCCAGAGCUCGAAAGCUCGAUGAGCCGAAUUCAUCAGCCAAGGCUCCUGCUGUGUCGGAAAGUUCGGGGCGACGUGCGUCCGCCGGUGCGAUGAUGGAUGAGGUCAGACCGUUCCAAAGGCGGAUUUUCAUGGGGCCCGCAGGUGUCCGUGAUGUUCCUGGAAAGGUGUCUUUGCCUGAAAAACCGAGGGUGGUUACCCCGUUGAGUUCACGACCUGUUUUUACUGGUCCUGGCUCCAUUCCCCGCCGGACUGAAUGUCUCCCUACGCGUGCCGUGGCCUACCCUUCCAGCGACAGGUCAGAUGCCCCAUUCCUGGAACGUGUGCCUGAAGCAUCAACGUCCUUGCCUUCCGGUGAUCGGCCAAUGCCUCCACGACCUCCUAGCCCUAAGCGUAAAAAGAGGGAGCCCGAAAGUACCAGCCGAUCCAGUGGCUCUGCUUCGUCGGACGAGGGCAUCACGCAGGAUUGUGCAGAAGCCUUUCUGGCCAGGCUUGAUGCUCGUCCCACGUGUUCUGCGGGUCAUCCCCUGUUCUCCUUUGGGUCUCCUGAGCCUGGAUGGUGGUGCAGUGCAUGCAAACGCGUGUUUACCACGCGGCGCUUGCUUUGGGGUUGUAGGGUCUGCGACUUCGACAUUUGCGGAAAUUGCUUGGUCGAUAGUCAAGGUGGCUCCUUCCUCACUCCGGCUCCGGCUCGGAAUGUUGCUCAUGAUGCGGUCCCUGUUGCGCCGGUUCAGGAUGCCGCUCAAGAGGCAAUCCCCAACAGUGCACAAGCAUUGCCCUCAAUGAAGCUUUUGCGUGCUUCAGGGGUUUUAACAGGCAACGACAUGUUCCCGGAUGACCUUCACCUGACCCUAGAAGUAAAUGGAGAAAGCCUGUCAGUCUUGGGGUCGAGCAGGGUGCCUGAGCUCAAAGGGGGUUUCCGGAAAGUGUACCACCUUCGGGGUGAAGGGCCAGCUGCAAGCCUUGUUGUGAAGCUCGCUGAAAACGAUGCUGACAACGUGAAUGAGGUUAGGAGUGCUGCUGCGUGUCCGGCAGCCUUUACCCGCAUCUUCGGCAGCGGCUCCAUUUGGGUGUCCCUUGGAGCAGACGGUUUGUGCCGGGCCCAUUAUGUCAUCACGGAACGCGUGGUCCCGUUGACUGCUUUGUUGGAUG